AAUCGAUAAUCGAUAACUAUCGAUAGAUCGAUAAACACACAAAAUGGCCUCACUGGAGGUGAAGCUGGAAACGCUGGAAACGGAGCGGGGCAACACUGAAAAUGAAACGCAAUCGAACGCCGAGCAGGCACAAUCCGCCCAAAGGCAGCGAAGCGGUGGCACAAUAUCCCCCCACCACCACCACCAGGGUGGCGGCGGCAGCAAUCGAAGCUCCCCCACAACGCUGCACACAGAUGAUCGCAGAGGAUCGGAGGAGAGAGGAGCAGCCGGAGCAGGAGCAGCAGCAGCAGCCACAGCAGCAGCAGAGGAAACAGCUGGAGGCGGAGGAUCAUCAUCACCUGUGGCCGGUUCACCCUCAGCCUCGGCCUCGCCCUCGUCCACGCCCUCGUCGCAGCAGUUCUGCCUGAGGUGGAACAACUACCAAUCGAAUCUGACGACGAUCUUCGAUCAGCUGCUGCAAAACGAAUGCUUUGUGGACGUGACGCUCGCCUGCGAUGGCCGCUCAAUGAAGGCCCACAAAAUGGUGCUGUCCGCCUGUUCGCCGUACUUCCAGACACUCCUGGCGGAGACGCCCUGCCAGCAUCCGAUCGUCAUUAUGCGCGACGUCUCCUGGGGCGAUCUCAAGGCCAUUGUGGAGUUCAUGUAUCGGGGCGAGAUCAAUGUCAGCCAGGAUCAGAUUGGUCCGCUGCUGCGGAUCGCCGAAAUGCUAAAGGUACGCGGCCUGGCGGAUGUCACCCACAUGGAGGCAGCCACAGCAGCAGCGGCAGCAGCCGCUUCCGAGGCACGCGACUCGUCCCCCAAGGAGACAACCCACCGCGACACAGUGGAACAGAGGGAGGCAGAGGAGCUGCUGGCCUUCAUGCAACCGGAGAAGAAGCUGCGCGGCGACUGGGACUAUCAUCCCUCGUCCUCGGGCCAGUCUAGUGCCGUCUCCACGGUGGGGGGCAAUCUCGAGCUGCGUCUCUCCCCGCUGGAGCGGCAGCAGGGGAGGAAUGUCCGGAAGCGACGUUGGCCAUCGGCCGACACGAUCUUCAAUCCGCCCGCCAGUCCGCUGAGCAGCCUGAUCGCCGCCGAGCGGUUGGAACUCGAGCAGAAGGAGAGGGAGCGCCAGAGGGACUGCUCCCUGAUGACGCCACCGCCCAAGCCGCAGUUGCAGGGAGCUGGCGGCGGCGUGGGAGGGGGCACACCGAGACGCCUAACUCCCGCCUUGGAGUCGGCCAUCCAUGGCAUGGAUAUGCCCUCGCCGGCGGCCACUCCUGGCCCGCGAUCAUCGCGUGCAUUGGCCCCCAGCCCGCAGCAUCACUCGCAACAGCAGCACCAGCACCAACAGCAGCAGCAGCAGCAUCCGUUGCAUCUGCCACCUGUGCCUCCGCAUCACUCGCACUCCCACUCGCAGCACCUCGGCCUGUCGCCCGUCUCAUCGCAGCAUGGCGGAGGACACUCCGCGGGCGCCUCGCCAGCUGGCGAUUCCCGCUAUCCGCUGGGACCCACCGCCGCUGCAAUGGCCGCUGCCAUGGAAUUGAGUGGCAUGCCACAGCAUGGAGUUGGUCCGCCUGCAGAGCCACGCCUACCGCCGCCACCGCCCCAUCAUCAUGGUGGCGGAUCACAGGCAGGAGGAGGAGGAUCGGGUGGCGGCCCUUCGGGAUCUUCGCUGGCCGAUGACAUGGAAAUCAAACCGGGAAUAGCGGAAAUGAUACGCGAAGAAGAGAGGGCCAAAAUGAUGGAGAAUUCGCAUGCCUGGAUGGGGGCCACCGCUGGCUCCACACUGGCAGCAGACAGCUACCAGUACCAGCUGCAGUCGAUGUGGCAAAAGUGCUGGAACACCAAUCAGAAUCUGAUGCAUCACAUGCGCUUCCGGGAGCGUGGACCCCUCAAGUCGUGGCGACCCGAAACGAUGGCCGAGGCCAUUUUCAGUGUACUCAAGGAGGGGCUCUCCCUAUCGCAGGCGGCCCGCAAGUACGACAUACCCUAUCCGACAUUCGUGCUGUAUGCGAAUCGGGUGCACAAUAUGCUGGGACCCUCCAUCGAUGGCGGACCCGAUCUGCGGCCCAAGGGACGUGGCCGGCCGCAGCGUAUCCUUCUGGGCAUUUGGCCGGAUGAGCACAUCAAGGGGGUGAUCAAGACGGUGGUUUUUCGCGAUGCCAAGGACAUGAAAGACGACAGCCUAGGCGGCCACAUGCCGCCCUACGGUCGUCACUCGCAGGACAUGACGCUCAGCUAUCCAGGCGCUAGUGGCGGCAUUCCAGGGCCAGGAGCUGCUAGCCUCAGCGCUCUGGCCUGUCCCAAUGGCAUGGGCAGCGGUGGAGGCGGAGUCCCAGGACCCGGAGGAGGAGUCGGUGUCGGUGUCGGAGUCGGCGUGGGUCCAGGCGUCGAUCAGCACAUGUCGCAGGAAACAGCAGCCGCCGUUGCCGCCGUGGCGCACAACAUACGACAGCAGAUGCAGAUGGCCGCCGCCGUGCAGCAUCAGCACGGGGAGGCGGGGCCGCCGGUGGUGCCACCACCCGGACUGUUUAACCUGCCGCCACAUCUGGCCAGUGGGCCACCCGGCAGCAGGGGCAGCAUUUCCCCGGCGUUAAGCAGCGGUUCAGGGCCGCGACACGCUCCCUCGCCGUGCGGCCCCGCCGGCCUGCUGCCGAAUCUGCCGCCCAGCAUGGCCGUUGCACUGCACCGCGACCCGGCGGCGGCGGCGCUGCUCAGCCAGCACCAGCAGCAGCAGCAUCACCUGCAGCAGCUGCACCUCCAGCAGCAGCAACAGCAGCAGCAACAGCAGCAGCAACAACAUCACUUGCAUCAGCAGCAGGUGGCGGCAGCGCAUCAUGGGAUGCCGCACAAGUCCGGUUUCGGUGCCAGUUCCAUGGCGGCGGCCAGUGCCGCCUCCACAUCCGCAUCAUCCUCCUCCUCCCACCAGCAUUCGCACUCGCAUCCGCAUUCCCAUUCACAUUCGCAUGGGGAGAAGCUGCUCCAAAAGAAGGGCAGUCCUCACCGCAGCGAAACGCCGCGCCUGCACUCGCCUUUGGGCGAUUUGGGGCUCGAGAUGUCCAGCUACAAGCGGGAGUUCUCGCCCAGCCGCCUCUUUGCCGACGAUCUGGCGGAGUUGGUGGGUGCCAGCGUCUCCUCCUCAUCAUCGGUGACGCAAGGCGCCGCAGGGGGAGGAAAUUCCGCGGCCAUUGGAGAGACUCCCAGCUCCAGUUCAAGCGGUGGCAUCAAAGUGGAACCCAUCACCACUAAUAGCGAGUAGCAAGUGACGAGUAGCGAGUGUCGAGUGGCGAGUGACGAGUGACGAGUGACGAGUAGCUAAUGAAAGAGUAUGGAAAUGAUACAGAAAAUUAAUGAACAGAAAAAGCAAUCAAAAGAGCGAAACAACUAAAAUCAGAACAAGAAAAAAAAACCCCCAUAAGGGAUGAAUCUCUCGCCAGCGAGUGGGAGAGACUACCCUCUUGACACAUAUAUAAAUAUAUACAUACAUAUAUAUAUUUGUAUUUGUAUUCCUCUAGUUUUCUUCUACAACAAACAAAAACAAAACUCAAACUUCGCCCUUAGGUUCUAGCCGUACGUUUAUUGAAUCAAAAUUCAAAGUAUUAUUAUGUUAUAGUCCAUCGGAUAAAUAGCGAUCUCUUUAGUUUGUAAGCCCCCAAAAAAACGUCCGAAGGAGUCCGGAACAUUCCACUACAAAAACAAAUCAGAAGAAAUUUCCCUACAACAAAAAUCCACACAGCAAACAUUUUAACUACAACAACAAAAAUAAUAGUAAUUUUAAAUGUAAAACUAAAAGUAUAACGUAACAUAACGAGAUUUUUUUAACGAAAUAAUUGUGUGCCCGACUUUUGUGUUUAGUCUUUAAUUAAUUUAAAAAAAAAAAAAAUGAGAAA
Molecule: messenger RNA, 3869 nt
Organism: Drosophila obscura
Lineage: Eukaryota; Metazoa; Arthropoda; Insecta; Diptera; Drosophilidae
Gene: bab1
Product: protein bric-a-brac 1
Exons: 4
Coding region: 44-3238 (1064 amino acids)
Biological process (GO): regulation of transcription by RNA polymerase II
Cellular component (GO): nucleus
Molecular function (GO): protein binding; DNA binding
Source: RefSeq, a predicted model, not a curated record